Messenger RNA from Mobula hypostoma (lesser devil ray), 2808 nucleotides. RefSeq names its product tubulin polyglutamylase ttll6-like. Gene Ontology annotation, molecular function: tubulin-glutamic acid ligase activity; tubulin binding. Gene Ontology annotation, biological process: protein polyglutamylation; microtubule cytoskeleton organization. NCBI's taxonomy places the organism in Eukaryota, Metazoa, Chordata, Chondrichthyes, Myliobatiformes, Myliobatidae. The transcript is spliced from 15 exons. Bases 1 to 2577 code for a protein of 858 amino acids. The record is from RefSeq and is a predicted model, not a curated record. Gene Ontology annotation, cellular component: cilium.
AUGAAACGCUCCCUGAACGAGCUGUCCCGAGGCUCCUCAAAGGAGGCUCUUUCGGACGGGAGCUCGGGGGCUGCGACUGCCAGCCACGGGGAAGAUGGCUGCGAGACCCUGCAAGACACUUCCCGAACGGACACCGUGAUUCUCUGCCAAGCCCGUAAAGCCCGGGCCGAGAUGAUGAGGCGGAAGAGAUGGAUUAAUCUUUCCAACUGCAAGCAAUCCAGUGUUCGCCGUGCAGCCGCUCUCCUUGGGUUGAAAGAGGUUGGCGAAGAGGAGCAAUGGAUAUUGUACUGGUCGGACACUUUCGUGUCACGGGAUAAAGCCCUGUCACUAAAGCGGUACCAGAAAAUGAAUUACUUUCUUGGGAUGAACGAAAUCUGUAUGAAGGAUUUGCUGGUCAUGAACUUAAAUCGCAUGCUAAGGCAAUACCCAGAAGAUUACAACAUCUUCCCAAAAAGCUGGCGUUUACCAUCUGAAUAUUUUGAUUUUGCGGCCUACUAUAAAGCCGGGAAACCCAAGACCUUCAUCUGCAAGCCAGAUCCUGACUAUGACUGGCGCGGCAUCUUUUUGACCCAGGACAUCAGAGAUAUGCAGUGCGGGGAGGACGUGAUCUGCCAGGUCUACAUUCCGAAGCCCUUCACUUUGGAUGGUUUCAAGUUUAACCUCAGGCUCUACGUCUUGGUUACUUCCUGUGACCCUCUGCGGAUAUACCUCUACAAUGAGGGCCUGGUCUGCUUUGCCACUAAAAAGUAUUCCGAACCGACCGAAAAUAAUUUAGAUGACGUCUGCAUGCACCUCACCAAUUACGCCAUCAACAAGCGUAUGAUGAACUUUGUCCCGGAUGAAAAGAAAGGCAGUAAAAGAAAGCUGUCUUUCUUUAACCAGUACAUGGAGGGCAAUGCCUAUGACCUGGAGGUGCUGUGGAGCAGUAUUGAGGACGUGAUCAUCAAAACCAUUCUGUCUGUGUAUCCGGCCCUGAGGAACACCUACUGCACCUGCUUCCGAAAUCACGUGUCUGGGAGUGCUUGCUUUCAGCUGCUCGGCUUUGACAUCCUGCUGGACCACAGCUUGAAACCCUGGCUGAUGAAGGUUAAGCAUUCACUGAGCUCUGUGAUGGACUCCAAGCUUGAUCAAGAGGUGAAGGAGGAUCUUCUUUAUGAUACACUCUGCAUGAUUAACCUUGCAGCUUGUGGCCGGCAGAAAGACAUGGCGGAAGAGAGGCCACGAAAGAAGGAACAGCUGCCUAAGAUCUGGUGGUCGCGGGAGUACAGAGCUGACGAGACACGAAACAACCAGGCUACCUGGGUGGAACAGGUGGAAAAGUAUGAAGACGAAAACAUGGGGAACUUCAAAAGGAUCUACCCGAGCUCCACUUCAGAGAAAUACGAGAAGUUCUUGGAAACGGUUGACUCCGAGGCUCGGGAAGAAUAUGUCAGGCAGAUACGCAGGGAAAUGCAGCAGAGGCAGGAGCAGAAGGAAAUGCUCCUCAAAGAACUGGGGUUCCCUGAAGAGAACCUGCAAGAAGAGUCCCAGUUGCAGAAGAAUCCCACCCUGUUGAUCUUGGUGAAGCCAAAGUCACCAGAAGGACUGCAGACAUCAUCAUCCUCCACUCCUACCAGCCAAGUGCUAGGAAUUGUCUCCAGCCCAAGCCAGCGAGCAGGCAGCUGGGAGGAGAAGAACGUGGGCCACAGCUGCGAAUUGUCUCCAGGCAGAGCAGAUGUUGAGCCAGAGCUGGUUUCUGAACAGAAGGCCGAUGGCACAGAACACUGCUCGCUGCUCCAGAUCCAAUCCCAAGCAGAGCAGAAAGAACCAGGCCAGAAGCAGGAGCAGACAGAGGUUCCAUCGGAGAUCCCUGCUGAAGCACAAGAGGGAAAUGCUGUGAGUGAGGCAGUGAACCAACCGGAGGCCAAUGGUCCGAAGUUCCAACAGCAGGCCCAAGUCUUGGAUAAACAAGAGGCCGAAGACGGGGAUCAGCAGCAGCUUCAAGAUCUGGUGCCACUGGAGCCCCAAGCUCUGAAAGAGGCCAAAGACCUGGUGCAGCAGGAGGCGGGAGAUGAAUACCCACCUCUACUGAAUACCCAGUCGGAGAUCUUCGAGGAGCUUGACCAGAAGAGCACAGUUGUUGGGGAGGAAACCGAACCAGCGGAUGCGUGCAGCACGCUGCCGGCCGAAAGCACAGAGCAGAAUGGGAGCUCGAGGCAAUUCCUCCCUGAGGUCCAGAGUCAGCCCAGGAGCCAAGGUGGCCUCGAGGCCCAGGCGUUCCCCCAGGGAGGGCAAAAGGCCGCUAGAGAGACGCUGAGCGCAACGGGCAACCCGCAUGCCACCGCGAAGGCCAUCAAGAAGUUGUCUAAGGUCCUGAAACGCAACCGCAGCCAAGUGGGCCUGGCAAGCAAUGUGAAUUGUUCCGGACAGACUGAUGCUGCAGGGCACGUUAGUGUCACUGAGGAGAUUUCAAAUGCACCUCGGGAUCAGCGUGAUUCCUGUUGCAACUGCUGGGGUUACAACAGGAUCUGCUGCAUGAGCUGGUUACGGGACAGUGCCGUGGAACGCGACUGCAGGAACCCGCCCGAGCACCAGUAGAAUCGAGUUGCCGAGAGGUUUCCCAACGCGUCUGCCUAUCCCGAGAGGGUGACCGAGGACAGGAGCAGAGGGAAGCUGUGCGUGUCCUCCGAGCCCCCAGCUUCGCACCUCGGUGGCUCUACCUGUUCCACAAAACACAGGAUUAGACAAAGGGACCUCAACAGUCAUGGCAGGAACACUGCUCAGCACUGCGGGCCCUGCUGUCUGCUCUGACUGAGCCGUAGAAGAAAG